GUUGUUUCCGUCCGGAUUGUCUCCCGGUGUCAUGACGUCAUGACGUCAGCGUGCGAGCAGAAAGUAGACGGAGCCGAGCGCGUGUGGAGGAAACGUCUGUCCGUGAGUUCGUGAACAUGUGUAACGUCCCAGAGCUGAUAUGUUUAGUGAACCAGCGACUGACUGCGGCUGCUGGAGAGAUAUGUGGGCUGUUUGAAGACACAGCAGAGCACGAGGAGGAACUGACUAGUUUAAAAGAGGAGCACGAGCGCCAACGGAAACGACUGGACGCCAUGUUCAACCCGAAAGUCCGGUUACAACGAGCAGAUGUCCAGCAGCUGUUGGUGACUAAACCAGAGGUUCCCUCUGAGCAGCAUGACUGGAGCUCCAGUCUGGACCAGGAAGACCCAGAGCCCCCACACAUUAAUGAAGACCAGGAGGACCCAGAGCCCCCACACAUUAAAGAAGACCAGGAGGACCCAGAGCCCCCACACAUUAAAGAAGACCAGGAGGACCCAGAGCCCCCACACAUUAAAGAGGAACAGGAGGACCCAGAGCCCCCACACAUUAAAGAGGAACAGGAGGACCCAGAGCCCCCACACAUUAAAGAAGACCAGGAGGACCCAGAGCCCCCACACAUUAAAGAGGAACAGGAGGACCCAGAGCCCCCACACAUUAAAGAGGAACUGGAGGACCAGGAGGACCCAGGGCCCCCACACAUUAAAGAGGAACAGGAGGACCCAGAGCCCCCACACAUUAAAGAGGAACAGGAGGAACUCUGGAUCAGUCAGGAAGGAGUGCAGCUUCAAGCACUGGAGGAGGCUGGUAUCAAGUUCCCAUUUGCUCAGUUCUCAAAUCAGGAAGGAGUGCAGCUUCAAGCGCUGGAGGAGGCUGGUAUCAAGUUCCCAUUUGCUCAGUUCUCAAAGUCCACUAAAAAUAAGAAACAUUUGAAAACAGAAAGAGAUGGAGAGGAAGACGGAUCCAGAUCAGAUCCAGAUAGUCCUUUACAACCGACUGCUGAUGAGAUUUCCCAAUCCUCUGAAUGUGAGACUGAUAACAGUGAUGAUUGGAAGGAGACUCAGGAACCUCUGUCUCAUUUAAACCCUUUGGAAAACAAUGAAGUCCUUGAAAGUGACGUGGACUGUAAUACUGGAAACACAUCAAUUAACUCCUCUGGAAGCUUUGGCCAAAAGAGACACUCUGGAGUCAAAACAGGAGAGAAACCAAUCAGUUGUUCAGUUUGUGGUAAAACAUAUAGACAAGCGCACAAUCUGAAACGACACUCGACUGUCCACACUGGAGAGAAACUAUUCAGUUGUUCAGUUUGUGGUAAAACAUUCAGGCUAGCGCACAAUCUGAAAAUACACUCAACUGUCCACACUGCAGAGAAACUAUUCAGUUGUUCAGUUUGUGGUAGAACAUUCAGACGAGCACACACUCUGAAACUACACUCAACUGUCCACACUGGAGAGAAACUGUUCAGUUGUUCAGUUUGUGGUAAAACAUUCAGACUAGUGAACACUCUGAAACUACACUCAACUGUCCACUCUGGAGAAAAACUAUUCAGCUGUUCAGUUUGUGGUAAAACAUUCAGACAAGCACGCAAUCUGAAAGACCACUCAACUGUCCACACUGGAGAGAAACUAUUCAGUUGUUCAGUUUGUGGUAAAACAUUCACACAAGCACGCAAUCUGAAAGACCACUCAACUGUCCACACUGGAGAGAAACUAUUCAGUUGUUCAGUUUGUGGUAAAACAUUCAGACGAGCGCACAAUCUGAAACGACACUCAACUGUCCACACUGGAGAGAAACUAUUCAGUUGUUCAGUUUGUGGUAAAACAUUCACACAAGCACGCAAUCUGAAAGAACACGCAACUGUCCACACUGGAGAGAAACUAUUCAGUUGUUCAGUUUGUGGUAAAACAUUCAGACGAGCACAGACUCUGAAACUACACUCAACUGUCCACACUGGAGAGAAACUAUUCAGUUGUUCAGUUUGUGGUAAAACAUUCAGACAAGCGCACAAUCUGAAACUACACUCAACUGUCCACAGUGGAAAAACAAAUUAGUGGUACAUUUUUCUUUAAAAAAUUCUCUCUUCUCUGUGAUUUAAGAAAAUCACUAUUGAUAAGAUCAUCAGAAAUAAAUGAGACAUGGUUAAAUACUUAAAAACCGGAUGGUUGAAUAAAUAAGUUCAUUCAGCUACGUUGUUGUUCAUGAUAAGGUUGAAGAAGUUUUCUCUGCAAGUCUUGACCCUAUAUGAGUGAACACUGAGUGUUUAAUGAGGUCACAGUCUGUGACAUCACAGUCGAGGGUUACGCAGGUGUGUGUGUGUGUCUGUCGAUAUAAUUUUUUUUAACUGAACUGAAUAUGUGUGAUCAUUUGACCUGAAGCACUACUGGGCCCUGUUUCUCGUACCUGGCUAACGUAGUUAGCUGGAUCAUUUUCAGGAUGAGAUCACAAGUGAGGCUUUUCGCUUCAACAAAGCAAGUUUGGAACUAGAACGGGCACUCGGUAGAGCGCAUACCUUCGCAUAUCACAAUAUUGGGCAUUGAAUUAUGUACAUUUUGGCAU
Messenger RNA from Pseudoliparis swirei, 2553 nucleotides. RefSeq names its product zinc finger protein 354C-like. Gene Ontology annotation, molecular function: DNA-binding transcription factor activity, RNA polymerase II-specific; RNA polymerase II cis-regulatory region sequence-specific DNA binding. Gene Ontology annotation, biological process: regulation of transcription by RNA polymerase II. The transcript is spliced from 3 exons. The coding region runs from base 117 to 2048 and encodes 643 amino acids. NCBI's taxonomy places the organism in Eukaryota, Metazoa, Chordata, Actinopteri, Perciformes, Liparidae. The record is from RefSeq and is a predicted model, not a curated record.